Messenger RNA from Canis lupus familiaris (dog), 2167 nucleotides. RefSeq names its product transmembrane protein 235 (gene TMEM235). The coding region runs from base 529 to 1341 and encodes 270 amino acids. The record is from RefSeq and is a predicted model, not a curated record. The transcript is spliced from 4 exons. Gene Ontology annotation, cellular component: apical plasma membrane. NCBI's taxonomy places the organism in Eukaryota, Metazoa, Chordata, Mammalia, Carnivora, Canidae.
GCGGCAGCGGGCGGGGGCGCGGAGGGCGCGGGGGUCCCGGCUCCGGCCCCUCCCCACCCCGUCGGGACUGCGCGCUCAGGAAGAGGGGCGCUGCAUGGAACCCGGAGCCCGGGGAGCAGGAGCCCUGGGCAGUCCGCAGUCCCUUGCCCUCCCUGGUGGGCGGUGGAGUCAAUCAAGAGCUGCGGGCACAGGACUUGACAGGUGACAGGUCAGCCCCAGGCUCUCCGUGGGCCCUGCCAUUGGCUGUCCGGUGGGGAGAAGGUGAUACUUCUCAGGAUGCAAACUGGGGUGGGGGGGUGGAGGCCUGAGGGAGGAAGGCAGGGGCAGGGCCCCCCACCCAGGGCGCUGGGCUGCUGUUCUUCCUCAAGCAGGGUGUGGGUGCUGAGGUAGCAGCAGGUUGGGGACCUGGGGGCCACUGGGAAGUUGCUUCUCCAUUGCUGUCCCUCGGGGUUCAGCCUGGCACAGGCGGGACUCAGGGUAAGACCCCGGUUUUCUCCACCCCCCACCACCUGCCGGCUUGACAAGUGCAUGGGCACAAACAGGAAUGCCGCGUGCCCCGCCCAGAGGCUGCUGGGUCCAGGGAGAGGAGGGCAUUCCCUCCGCGGGGCCUGGGUGCUGGGGCGGCCAGCAGGCGGGGUGCUCCCCUGCCCGGGACCAGCCCUGGGGGGGGGCAGCAGCGUCUGUGAGGGUGUGUGCACGUGUGUGCUCGUGUGUCUGCAAACGCGUGUGGGUGUGCCCAUGUGUGCAAGAGUCCGUGCACGCUACACGCACCUCUUCCAUUCCAGGCAAAGCCACCGGGAGCUCAGGGCCCCGGGAGCGCUGAGGGCAGCGUCUCCGGAAGGUUUGAGGUUUUACGCCCGCCUCCGUGUAGGUGUUACUAGGCAAAACAGCUGCAUCCCGCUGAUCGACCCCUUUGCCAGCGAGAACCUGGAUGUCCCCACCUCAGUACGGCACCUCAUCUCCCUGCACCGAGCUAUCAUGGUGGUCCUGCCCCUGAGCCUCGUCCUCGUGGUGUGUGGCUGGAUCUGCGGCCUCUUCAGUUCCCUGGCACAGAGUGUCCUGCUGCUUCUCUUCACUGGCUGCUACUUCUUGCUGGGAGGUGCCCUGACCCUGGUGGGCAUCAGCGUCUACAUCAGCUACUCACACCUGGCCUUCGCCGAGACCGCCCGCCAGUUCGGCCCCCGGCACGUGCAGCACGUCCGCGUCGGCUUCGGCUGGUCCCUGGCCCUGGCCUGGGGCUCGUGCGCCUCGGAGGUGCUCAGUGGCAUCCUUCUGCUCACAGCAGCCCGCGCCCUCCGCCUGAGCCGGCGGCAGGGGGGCCCCCACUCGGUGGCCGUCUGAACCCCAGAGGGGCAGAGGCCAGGGCCGGGGGGGAUGGGCUCAGUGUCCUGUUGCCUCCGCAGCAUCCCCGCAGGCUGGGAGGGGACCCCUGUGGGGGCGGGGGCAGGGCCGGGGGGCAGAGCCAAGGAUCCGGGCUCCUCUUGCCUGGCAAAGCCAGGUGUCUGGGGGGCCCCCUGCUGGUUUGUGCCCUUCAGGGACUAACUGGUUUGGCCUCCUCUUAGGGCUGCGGAAAAGGAGUCCCAGGAGGAAUUAGCAAGUGGCCCAAGGGGAUGUUAGUAGGGUGGGGGGUGCUCAGCGGGUCCCCUUGCCCCUCGAGGGUGUGCCCCCGUGUGCCACCCCGUCCUCAUUCCUAGGGCCCUGGGUCGGGUGGAGGAGCUGCCUUCUGUCCUGGGGAGGAGGGAGUUUGAGAGGCAAGCAGCACCCACUGCGUUAGGCCCCGAGCCGAGUGCCACCCGCUCAUGGGCUUGUCCAGUCCUGCGGUCGCCCUUCAGGUUUGUUACCAUUCGCCCGUUUUACAGAAGGGGAGUCUGAGGCCCGGGCCAUCCCGGAGCAAAUGGCUGAGCCAGAGGCCCUUAGCAGGCUGGCGGGACUCCUGGGCCUCUUCGGUCCACUGGCUCAAGGACGGGUGCUGGUGAGGAGGAUGGGGUGGGGUGGCCUGGGAGUCCUCUGGGAUUUGCAGGGGCAGUUGAGUGGCCUGGAUGCACCUCUCAGACCCCUGUCGUUGUCCUGGUGCGGCUGCGGCUUCUGCUGAGCUGGUGCUCCGGGGCCCCGACCUUCCCGUCUGCAGCCCCUGGGGAAAGGCUGUGAUUGCGGGGGGCCUGGUGGG